Molecule: messenger RNA, 689 nt
Organism: Hibiscus syriacus
Lineage: Eukaryota; Viridiplantae; Streptophyta; Magnoliopsida; Malvales; Malvaceae
Exons: 7
Coding region: 160-510 (116 amino acids)
Cellular component (GO): cytoplasm
Molecular function (GO): protein phosphatase inhibitor activity
Source: RefSeq, a predicted model, not a curated record
UCCAAAAAUUUCAACAACGCAAAAAAAGCAGUUUAAAUCUAUAUUCUAAUUUCAAACGCCAUUUUUCAAAAUUAUUCCUUUGAAUUUCCGAUCUCCGCAGAGAGUUGAAUUUUCAGUAGGUGAUAUUGGUUGGGUGGUUGCAAGUAGCUAAUCUCAGGCAUGGAGGAUUCCAAAGAGCAAAAACAAGUAGAUGAAAAUGUUGCAGAGGAGUCUGAAAAUUCUGUGCUACCACCAUCUCAAGAGGAGGAAGCUAUAAAGAAAAAAUAUGGAGGGAUUAUGCCCAAGAAACCGCCACUCAUCUCUAAGGACCAUGAACGUGCCUACUUUGAUUCUGCUGAUUGGGCACUUGGAAAGCAAGGUGCUGAGAAGCCCAAAGGACCACUUGAAGCCCUCCGUCCCAAAUUGCAGCCCACACAACAACAAACACGAUAUAGGAAGUCUCCUUGUGCCCCAGCUGAUGGUGAAGAUGGAGGGAGUGUUCAACCAGAGGGUGGGACUGCCAAUGAAUGAGGAACUGGUACCCUUAAUCUUCCGACCUUGUGAGGACUAUGGAUUGUUAUUCGAAUACCUAGAUAGUAGGUAAUGAAUAAUUUUCAACUGUUUCCAUGAAUAAAACUCGAUGAAAGAUGCUUUGAUCUUAGUUAAGUUCGACAAGUAGCAACAUUUAUGCAGUUUGGGAGUUGUGGGAA